GCACGCUUCCCAAUUGGUCGUGUCAGUCAAACAACGGCCUUUGUCUGCGCUCGCCUUUCCCGAUUCGGUAGGGGGUGAAUGAUACAGGAGAUGAGAUCCCUUCGAGACCCAGGCGGUGCGCCGGGCCCACCAACCCAACAAGCAGGGGCCGGCUGAACCACCUCCUGCGCGGCGCCGCUCUUCUUCCUUCUCCACCUUCACCGAGUAUAUCAUACCGUAUUGUCCCUCAUUUGAGAAUAGCAAUUUCGCGCGUUCACUCAUUCACGCCGAUAUUGUUGUUUGCUCCCAGUCUCUCCUUCACCAACCACAUAUACCUAUAGCCGCCGUUGAACGACGUUACGACCUCUCUGCCGUACAUCAAUACCCAACUGCGUCCGCAAGCGACCAGCACACAUACUUCAGAAUGCGUUACUCCUCUGCUCUGGUGCUGAGCACCCUCGCCGUUGGCCAGGCCGCCGCUGCCAACCACCAAAACCGCCACGCCAGCUUCCACGCCAGGCGUCAGGCUGACACCAAGGCUUCCAAGGACAUCAACUGGAGGGCCGUUGCCUACGACCUGAACGACGUCGACUGGGACAAGGUCAACUGGAGCUCUGUCUUCGCCUCCCCUACUCCCACUCCUGCUGCCCCGGCCGCUCCCGUCGUCCCCACUGUCGCCCCCGAGGAGAAGACUUCUGAGAAGCCUGCACCCACCAGCUCCGCUGAGGUUGUCAAGGUUCAGGAGGUCAAGACCUCGGCCGCUGCUCCCUCUUCCACCAAGGAGGUUGCUACUUCCAGCGCUCCGGCUGCCACUCCCUCCUCUUCUACCCCCGACCUCGGUGACCUUAUCGAUGACAUUGGUGACGCCGUUGGUGACGUCGUUUCCGACCUUCUGCAAGGUGUUCAGACCAUUGUCAAGUCUCUGGGUAUCGUUUCCACCGGCAAGAACGACAAGUCGAACAACGGUGGUAUCUGGAUUGGCGAUGAUGGCGACUGGAAGGCCGAAUUCACCAACGAUGCCAACGAGGAUGGUGUCAUCUUCUGCUGGAAGGCUGAUGGCUUCAACGGCAUGUCCCUGAACGUCAACCAGCCAGAGAUCUCUGUUGGUCUCAAGCCUGGACAGAAGACCGUUGUUUCUUUCGCUCCUGGUGUUCCCUCCGCCUGCGCUCCUGCCUUCAAGGACUCCAAGCUUGCCAUCUUCGGUGGUCUCGAGCAGACAUGGUGGGAGGUCACCUUCGGCCAGUGGGGUGCCUUCGACGUCUCCCGUAACGUCAACAUGAAGGGUCGCAAGAUCAGCUCCAAGGGAUCCAAGUGCACAUCCGACAUGGAUGUCUGUGUCUUCAAGUGCAAGAAGAAGAACGGUGUUGAGCCCGACAACUGCGAGAAGGGAGAAGACUACGACCUCUUCGAGUGCGGCUCCGGCACUGGCGGUGGUGGCGGCUACGACCCCAUCAUGGCCGGUACCGGUGGUGGAUGCGCCAUGGGCUCCAACAGCGAGACUGUCAAGGUCUCCUUCUCUUAAGCGCUGCGGAUCUCCGGUCGGCGUUGGAUCUUUCGAAUUUCUUCAUGCACAUCUUUCAUCAUAUUCCCCGUCCAUCUACACUAGCUCUGGAUACUCCUGGCCCAUCUUGGCAAUCUUAUGAUAUUGUCGCUUCUCGCAGGAUACCCUUAUGACCUUCGGUCAGCUGAAGUUGCGCAAUGUUGACGAGGUCUUCGCAUGUGGACUCUUAAUGGUCAACGUGUUUUCUGUAUAACUGUCUAUUGUUAGUAAAGGAAAAGUUCAAAAAACACCCGACCUCGGC
This is a messenger RNA of Boeremia exigua, 1781 nucleotides long. RefSeq lists its product as uncharacterized. The transcript is spliced from 2 exons. NCBI's taxonomy places the organism in Eukaryota, Fungi, Ascomycota, Dothideomycetes, Pleosporales, Didymellaceae. The record is from RefSeq and is a predicted model, not a curated record. Bases 404 to 1501 code for a protein of 365 amino acids.